AUGGAUACACCAGCCCUGGUCCAUCCAAACUUCGCUCGACCCGCCGCGAAAAAUGCAUCGCCAUCAUCACCCACAUCAGCCCUAACGACAACAUCCCCAACCACAACGCAAUCCCCCACCCACAACGCGAACUCGACGUCAACGUCAACAAUCCAGUACGACCACGAGACAUACCUCGAACUCCUGGCCGGGGAGAGCAAUCAUGUCGAAAAGACUGCUAAUCAGAUCUAUGAAGAGGAACGAGCGCGUGAAUUGAGCCUGAGAGCGCAGGAUCCGGCUGUGUUGUCGGGGCCGUUGGAUUUGGAUGUUGAUGUUAAUGUUUAUCGGUUUGGGUUUGUGGAUGGCGAGGGGUCCACGAAAUGA
This is a messenger RNA of Talaromyces marneffei, 363 nucleotides long. RefSeq lists its product as uncharacterized. The transcript is spliced from 2 exons. Lineage: Eukaryota; Fungi; Ascomycota; Eurotiomycetes; Eurotiales; Trichocomaceae. The record is from RefSeq and is a predicted model, not a curated record. Bases 1 to 363 code for a protein of 120 amino acids.